Messenger RNA from Heterobilharzia americana, 345 nucleotides. NCBI's taxonomy places the organism in Eukaryota, Metazoa, Platyhelminthes, Trematoda, Strigeidida, Schistosomatidae. The record is from the annotation of a GenBank genome assembly.
AUGUCUCAUCAGGGGGCUGCUCUGCAAAACUACAAUAAUGAACUUGUUAAAUGCUUUGAAGAGCUCUGUAAAAGACGGGAGGAACUACAGAGGCAAAUCCAACAAGACGAAACCGAACGUGCUAAACUUCAAAGGGAGAUAAAUGUUCUGAAUGACAAACUUAACAGAGUAAACGAAGCUUUGCAGAAAAAAAUGGCUACACGGAAUGAAUAUGACCGAACAAUCGCGGAGUCUGAGGCAGCCUAUAUGAAGAUUCUAGAGAGUUCCCAAACUCUCCUAACUGUUUUGAAAAGAGAGGGUCAGAAUAUCGUCCAGAAAGCAACAGCUAAAAAUGUUCCCUUGUAA